This is a messenger RNA of Cucumis melo (muskmelon), 1011 nucleotides long. RefSeq lists its product as uncharacterized. The transcript is spliced from 2 exons. The record is from RefSeq and is a predicted model, not a curated record. NCBI's taxonomy places the organism in Eukaryota, Viridiplantae, Streptophyta, Magnoliopsida, Cucurbitales, Cucurbitaceae. The coding region runs from base 417 to 902 and encodes 161 amino acids.
CAACAAUUUGUAAUUGAAUCCCAUAUGGAGUUCUUCAAUUGGUGGUGGUUGAACUUUGCUCCUUUUGAUUUAGAUUCAUAAGUUUAGAGGUUCUUCUUCUUCUUCUUCUUCUUCUAUUUGCCUUAUUUGAAGCUACAAUUUCCUUUUCUUUUUAAGCUUUUUUGGCUUCAUUCCAGAACUCUACCUGCCAUUUCUUCUGAACCAAGCUUCCUUAUUUUGUUUUUGUUUCUUUUUUACUUGGGGAGCAUUAGCUGAAAAACAUGAACCACAAGGAAUACAAAACAUCCUGAAAGCUGACAAAAGUUGAUUCCCAAAUUUCAUGUGUCUAAUUCUCUGUUGUUUCUUGUCUCCUAUCUCUUCUGUCUGAUAUUUCUUUCUGGACUUAUUUAGUAUUUUGGUUGGCUGUGUUUUGUUCAAUGAAGAAAUCUGAUUCACUCGAUUAUGAGAUGGAGAAUACUGGUUUUGAUGAUUUUGAUAUUGGCCUGAACUUUUCCAUGUUCUUGGAAGAAGCAAAACAUCAUGCAACACGACAACAUUUGAAGGCAGCCUCCAUAGAAGAGGAAACAGGAAGGAAACGGUUGGCACAAGAGAAAAAGAACAAGAAAUCAUGGAAAAACACACUCUUCUCAUGGUUGAAAAGUGACAAAAAGAGCAAAUCUCUACCUAAACCAGAGAAAAAUCCUCACACACCUAAUAAAAGACGUGUUUAUGUUUCUGGUCCAAUGUAUAGCGAAGCUACGACCACCAAUGGCAGACCUCGACGUCGUCCGAUGUCUGGACCGAUUGCUAGUCUCUUCAAUCCUAGUAUGAGAACAGAGACGGAGAUCCCAUAUAUGUGUCUCCAACAGCUUAGUGCCCCUAAUAGCAAUCACAAUUAUGGACCAAUUUAUCUUGUUACAUAGGCUUACGUUGUUCUCAUUUCAUCUUUGUCUUACAUUUCUAUGUUGGUUUGUUUUGUGUGUCUGAAGGUUUUGAAAGCUUAUUAAAUGUUAUGGUUAUUAUGUUGUCAUA